CCUCCGCCUUCUUGCCUCCACCAUGCUUGUGAUCGGCGAGCCUCUGCUUCGCUUGCACGCGCAUCGAGCGGCCCCGACCAUAGCCCCAACACCUAGCGAGGUUUGAGUGAUGUGGCAGCAUUGAUCGCAUACAUUAUUGGUGCAGUCGAGAUCUAGCGACACCGCAGUCUCAGCCCCUUGCAGCAUCUGAAGCCUCGUCGACCAAGGACCGCUCAAGGGCCGUCCCGACUUGACCGAAGCCAGAUCAAGCCCUCAUCGAACCAAAGUACGCGUCCCACGGCCGUUCUGCCUCGACUCCUCGUGCGAAGAUGCUCGUCUUGGUCAUUGGCGACUUGCACCUCCCGCACAGAGCGCACGAUUUGCCGAGCAAGUUCAGAAAGCUCUUGGUGCCGGGAAAGAUACAGCAGAUCAUCUGCACUGGGAAUGUGUGCGAUAAGGAUACGUACGAUUACUUGAGGACGCUGGCAGCGGACGUGCACGUUGUCAAGGGUGACUGGGACGAGAAUCCGCACUUUCCCACCUCGCUUCUGUUGCACCAUCCACCGCUCCGCAUCGGCGUGCUGCACGGACACCAAGUCGUACCUGCUGGAGAUGCGGAUGCCCUUGCGGGCGUAGCUCGGGCGAUGGAUGCCGACAUUCUUUUAUCAGGCCACACGCAUCGUUUCGAGGCUUUUGAGACAGAAGGCAGAUUCUUCAUCAACCCUGGCAGCGCCACUGGUGCAUGGAGCGCCGUCUGGCCACUGAUGAAGGAGGAGCCUGAGAAGGCCCGCGAAGCUUCCGAGGCAGAGCAAGAGAAGAAAGCAGAUGCUAAGGAGGAGGAGGAGGCAACUAAGAAGUCCCCUGAGGGCGAUGCGGCACAGCAGACGAAGACUGAAGUCACGCAAGAGACGCAGAAGGACGCGGCGGACAGGAAAACCACAUCAGAGGAUGUGAAAGAGGACGGGUCAGAGACAGGUGCAGAGGCAAAGUCGGGGGAUGACGAUGAUGACGAUGAAGAGGAGAAGGAGCCUCCCGUAGAGCCAACUGCGGCGCCAGAUCCUACGCCAAGCUUCGCUCUUUUGGAUAUACAAGGCGCUGUAGUAGUCACGUACGUCUAUCAGCUUAUAGAUGGAGAGGUCAAGGUGGAGAAGAUUGAGUACCGCAAGGCGAUUAAUAACGGACCAGACUUUCGGUAUUGAGGGCCGCGUCUCAGUGUCGAUGGCAUACGGCACAUGCUUUGCAGUCGACUUGCGACCUUUUUGUAACUGUCUCAUAAUCAAAUCACGCUUGCGGGUUGACAGAGACGAGGCGCGGAAAUGGCUCGCCUCUCUCUCCGAUGUGUGUCCACCGCUCACAAGUGACGGAGCCGUCGUCGGUUCGCGCGGCGUCAUUCUUCAUCCCCUGCGUAGAGUCUGAUGGACAGCAA
Messenger RNA from Ceraceosorus guamensis, 1405 nucleotides. Its product is annotated as Metallo-dependent phosphatase. The coding region runs from base 309 to 1178 and encodes 289 amino acids. NCBI's taxonomy places the organism in Eukaryota, Fungi, Basidiomycota, Exobasidiomycetes, Ceraceosorales, Ceraceosoraceae. The record is from RefSeq and is a predicted model, not a curated record. Gene Ontology annotation, biological process: intracellular protein transport; retrograde transport, endosome to Golgi. Gene Ontology annotation, cellular component: retromer complex; endosome. The transcript has 4 exons.